Molecule: messenger RNA, 9392 nt
Organism: Coregonus sp. 'balchen'
Lineage: Eukaryota; Metazoa; Chordata; Actinopteri; Salmoniformes; Salmonidae
Source: the annotation of a GenBank genome assembly
GAUGCUAAGAAGGCUCUGAGUUGGGGCUCCAAGAUGAGUGUGACGUCAUGGUUCCUGGUCAGCAGCUCAGGCACAAGACACCGGUUGCCACCGGAGAUGAUCUUUGUGGGCCGGGAGGAGUGCGAGCUCAUGCUGCAGGUGUGUACGACGUCAAGAUUCCCUAAAAACACGGCACUUCGAUACAGCUACUACCGGAAGUGACUUUUUCGUAGCAGGUUAGGAGAACUUAUGCAGCAGGUUAGGAUAAUUAACAUAGCAAUUUAGGAGAAUUAGCUUAAGGUUAGGAAAAGGGUUAGGAUUAGCGAAAAUUAUCUCCUAACCUGCUAUGAAAAGUCACUUCCAGUCGUAGCUGUAUGGAGGUGGUGCGUUUUUAGGGAUUACCGUAUGACAUCCGUAGCACCUUCUGUUUAGACACCAAACACCAUCAGCCUGUCAUGUGACACUUAGCCAAUCAACUGUCCAUCCACCUUCUUGUGAAAGGACGUAGCCUAUAUUAGGGUCCUGACUCAAGGAAAGUAAGUUAGGUUAAUGUACGAGAGAUCUGUGGGAGAUGACCUGUGUGUACAUGAGAGGUGUUUAUUUGUGUUUGUGUGUUACAAGGGUGUUUUAAGAGCAGUGCCUGCUGGGAGAAUUGCCUCUGGCAAAUGUCAAAGCAAAAUGCAACUGACACAUUCCACCGUGCUAUUUUUCUCCAUGUUUUCUAGUUCUAGUUUUCUGUUUGGUAUCAUUUGGGAGUUUCUCUCUGUGUACUUCUCGCUCUUGCCUUCUCUCUGUAUUUAAGCCACUGGAAAAAAAGAAUUCUGUCUUGAAAAUAGUUUAUAAACUUUCCUCAGACUGUGGUCUGCUCAAAAUGACCAGCCCACCACAUCUGCUUGUAGAAUUGAAAAGUUGCUCUUGUCCACAUUCAGGCAUCACUGGCUCCAGCAAAACCUCAGCCUCUCCUAUUGGAAAUUAUGCUUACUUAUAAUCCCUCUUUUUAAGUGUGCAUGCUUUCUGGUCUGGCAUGUGCUAUAGCCCAAGCAUAUUUCAGUCUUGUCCCUUUUUGGCAUUGUACAAUCUUUUGUUUUUGUAUUUGCAGCACAAUGUAAAAUGACAAUACCCACAUAAACCGAAGUUUGGUGACUGUCUGUAACGUGAGCAUUCCAUUUGGCUUUUUGACAGAUGUGGAACUGGAGCCAUUUCAAGUGAAAGUUGUUUAGGGCCUUGAUGUUGUCUCUCCUUAACAGUUACAGUCUGUGUGAACAGUAUGUGCCUCCACAAGCCCAACAAGUAGGCCAUGAAGUCCCUAUAUAAAUAGAGCAACUGUAUUGGUCACUGUGCACAUCUGCACGGCUGUGGGGUGCCAGAGGUCGCAUUAGUCUCAGAUAAGAUAGAUUGACAUUCCUCUUGGAAAGUGGGGUAAUGUUGUAACUGAGUGGUGUUUUAUUGAUUAUUUGAGACCAGACUUUUUGAUGUCAAGGGCAAUUCCACGGUAACGGAACUUUCACUUAAAAUGUAUGCUAAACAAAAAAAAAUGAUUUCAAGUUUAACAAGUCAUACAACUCUAUGCACAAGGACCACUUUUAACAAUUUACACUGAAAAUUGUACAAAAAAAAACAUUUACUGGAAGAACUGUGCAGAUGCAAAGUUUGGUAAAAUAAUUUUGAUAAAAUCUCCAUCUGUUUUUUGUGUCCACACGUUUCCCAAAAACUCUGCAGAAAGAAUGGGGUGUCAGCUAUGACAUAACAUAUUGACUUUGAAAAAAUCUAUUUUGGUUAUUGAACUACAGUAAGUUGUGGAUUUACACCCAGUAACGGAAUUUCAUCAUGGGUCCCUGAUCUGUAAUACACAGAAGUGCAUAAUUAUGGAUAUGAAUGCCAUUCUCUUCAUGGUGAUGUAUCCUAAAUAGGUACACAGGUAGAAAUAUGUAAUAUCCUCCUUUGCAUAUUUGGAUAUUAUUCUACACACUGGCUAUUAUUUUAAUGAGCUCUGCCCCCAAACAAAACCAAAUUUGGUUGGUCCAGACCGGACCAAAUCUGAACCAAUCCAGGGCUUGACAUUCACUAUUUUUUUUGCCACUUGUAGGACAGAUUUUUUUAUAUAUAUUUUUUAAGCUCAAGUGACUUGGUCUGUAACACAAUUGUAUGAUGUAAGGAUGACACUUUACAAAUAAAAUGCAUGACAAUUUUUUUUACCAAAGACAAAAAUGUAGGCUACACUCUUCCUAUUGGCUUCUUUGCAUAUUCAAGCCUGUCUCAAAAUACAAUACUCCCCUUUUAAGGCUCUCCUGGAGGAUGGUUGGCCACCCUUGGUAGUCUAUAAAAUAUACUUUUUUAAAAAUGUUUUUAUAAAAUAAUUCCCUCCAGGGCUCGAAAUUAUGGGCAUCCCAUCACCCAAAAAAUAUACGGUUAAAAACAGACUCUGGGACAGUUCUUGGACAACCAAUCCAAAAUUCAUACAACCACUGCACAUAAACAUUUUUUUAAAGCAAUGAGGCUGUUUAGCUUAAAAUGUUGAUAAUGUUUUAUUUCUUCAUAUUAUAAGCUCAACAAUGCGUACAUGGCUAUAGGUUAUGAGCGAAUGUUCCAAAAUGCAAUUAGCGGGAAAACACAAUUCUCAUGUGACAGAUAUGAAAAUAUGUGGAGUGUUGCAUAUUUAAUCUUUGGUCUCUUUCUCCCCCAAAUGAACUUCUUUAUGACAGAGUCAAGUUUAGAACAAUAACCUAUAGGAGGCGGCAGUGGUAACAUGGAAUUCAUAAAAUUGAUACAAGGGUGGACAUUCAUUUGAAUAAUUGAGGUUCUAGCAUUCAAAGAAGUGGCCAUAGCGGUUAAUCUUUUUAUGUAUUUUUUGAUCUUUUGAAAGGUUUCUAAGUAGUUAUUCCUGCAAGUAGUGUGAAUAGCGGGGGAUAUGGUAAUGUAUAAGUAGGUGAUUUGCUUCUUCACACGGAUCAUGGGUGGUAGUUGCACGCUUCCCAUAGCUGAGUUAAGAGGUAGUGGAGCUGAUUUGGACCAGUUUAUCUUGUAACCAGACCAUGGGCUGAAUGCUGUGAAAAUAGACAUUAUUGGCUGGAGGGAUUUCUGAGCGUUUGCGACGUAGAGCAUUAUGUCAUCUGCAUACAGAGAAAUUGCAUGUUCAGUUUGUUUGAUUUUGAUAUGCGAGGAAGACGAAUUUUGACUUAUGCUUUGUGCCAGAGGUUCAAGAGAGAGAGCAAAUAGCAUAGGGGAGGCGGGACAACCUUGUUUACAUCCUCGUUGAAUGGUAAAUGGAUUAGAAUGGGUAGUGCCAGUAGAUAUAAUAAAAGAAGGAUUCACAUACAUGGUCCCCUGUAGCUCAGUUGGUAGACCCUUUAAUAAACCCUGUUUGGUCAGGAUGGAUGAGCUUGUUAAUAACUUUCUCUAGGCGCAUGGCUGGAACUUUGGCAUACUGUGCAUUCGGAAAGUAUUCAGACCCCUUCCCCUUUUCCACAUUUUGUUACGUUACAGCCUUAUUCUAAAAUGAAUUAAAUAAAAACUGCUCCUCAUCAAUAUACACUCAAUACCCCAUAAUGACAAAGCGAAAGGUUUUCAGAAAUUUUUGAAAAUGUAUUAAAAAUAAAAAACAGAAAUACCUUAUUUGCAUAAGUAUUCAGAACCUAUGAGACUUGAAAUUGAGCUCAGGUGCAUCCUGUUUCCAUUGAUCAUCCUUGAGAUGUUUUUACAACUUGAUUGGAGCCCAUCUGUGGUAAAUUCAAUUGAUUGGACAUGAUUUGGAAAGGCACACACCUGCCUAUAUAAGGUCCCACAGUUGACAAUGCAUGUCAGAGCAAAAACCAAGCCAUGAGGUCGAAGGAAUUGUCCGUAGAGCUCAGAGACAGGAUUGUGUCGAGGCACAGAUCUGGGGAAGGGUACCAAAAAAAUUCUGCAGUAUUGAAGGUCCCCAAGAACACAGUGGCCUCCAUCAUUCUUAAAUGGAAGAAGUUUGGAACCACCAAGACUCUUCCUAGAGCUGGCCGCCCAGCCAAACUGAGCAAUUGGGGGAGAAGGGCCUUGGUCAGGGAGGUGACCAAGAACCCGAUGGUCACUCUGACAGAGCUCCAGAGUUCCUCUGUGGAGAUGGGAGAACCUUCCAGAAGGACAACCAUCUCUGCAGCACUCCACCAAUCAGGCCUUUAUGGUAGAGUGUGCAGACGGAAGCCACUCCUCAGUAAAAGGCAAAUGACAGCCCGCUUGGAGUUUGCCAAAAGGCACCUAAAGGACUCUCAGACCAUGAGAAACAAGAUUCUCUGGUCUGAUGAAACCAAGAUUGAACUCUUUGGCCUGAAUGCCAAGCGUCACAUCUGGAGGAAACCUGGCUCUAUCCCUACGGUGAAGCAUGGUGGUGGCAGCAUCAUGCUGUGGGGAUGUUUUUCAGUGGCAGGGACUGGGAGACUAGUCAGGAUCGAGGGAACGAUGAAUGGAGCAAAGUACAGAGAGAUCCUUGAUGAAAACCUGCUCAGGACCUCAGACUGGGGCAAAGGUUCACCUUCCAACAGGAGAACGACCCUAAGCACACAGCCAAGACAACGCAGGACUGGCUUCAGGACAAGUCUCUGAAUGUCCUUGAGUGGCCCAGCCAGAGCCCGGACUUGAACCCGAUCUAACAUCUCUGGAGAGACCUGAAAAUAGCUGCGCAGCAACGCUCCCCAACCUGACAGAGCUUGAGAGGAUCUGCAGAGAAGAAUGGGAGAAACCCCCCAAAUACAGGUGUGCCAAGCUUGUAGCUUCAUACCCAAGAAGACUCAAGGCUGUAAUCGCUGCCAAAGGUGCUUCAACAAAGUACUGAGUAAAGGGUCUGAAUACCUAUGUAAAUUUGCUAAAAUGUCUAAAAACCUGUAUUUGCUUUGUCAUUAUGGGGUAUUGUGUGUAGAUUGAUGAGGGGAAAAAAAACAAUUUAAUCCAUUUUAGAAUAAGGCUGUAACAUAACAAAAUGUGGAAAAAGUCAAGUGGUCUGAAUACUUUCCGAAUGCACUGUACAUCUUCAUUUCUGUUCCGAUUAAACUGAUUGGCUGUAAAUUAGCACAAUUUGUGAGUUAUUUUCCUUUCUUAGGGAUUAGGGAUAUAGUAGCUGUGUUGAUGUCUCUGUGGAAUUGUUCUUUUUCAAUAGCAAUGUUAAGCGAUUCAAUAAUAAUUGGUCAUAGCUCAUCCCAAAAGUUGUGAAUGAGUUCAGGAGAUAUUCCAUCAAUACCAGACGUUUUAUCUUUCUUCAUAUUUAAAAGAGCAGCUUUCAGUUCAGAUAAAGUGACUGGUUCCUCUAAUAAAACUGUUUAUUUCUGAAAAAGUUUGGGCAACGUAAGGUUCUCCAGGAAGUAUCAAAGCUAUGUGAAUAACUGAAUAAUAUGCUCUAAAAGUUGCUCAGAAAUCAGUCCCUUAGUAGGGGAUCUAAAUAGCUGUAUUGAUGAUCUUGUUUCAGCAUGUUUAAGAUGCAGCGCCAGUAAGUGGCUAGGCCUACUCCCUUGAAAAUAGUGUUUUUGUCACACCCUCUGCAUAAUGAAUUCUGCUCUGUCAAAACAGGUCAUUAAGUUCCAGUCUACUUAUUUAUAGCUACAUUUCUCUCUCUGUUGAAUAGUUGUCUUCCAGCAUUUUCCAAUGACUUCUGAAGUCUUCAUUUCUGUAAAUUAGAGGGAAAAUGUGUAGUGUAUACCAUAGUUGAGUCCUCCACUGAGUGAUAAUUUAUUUCUAAAAAUGAUUUUAAAUUGGAUCUAAACUGAAAGAUGAAGUCAGUUGUGUAGUAAAGUAUUAUUAAACCAUCUCAGUGCACAUUUUUUCAUUGGGAAGAUUUGAAAUGUACAAAAGAAUGGGAUUAUGGUCAGAAUGUUUUUUAUAAAUUCCAUGUUACCUUUAAUAUCAGUAGAUAUUCUCGAGAAAAGUCUAAAAUCUAGCAGAAAAGCAUGUAUAGUCCUUAGUUGUGGGAUUAUGAAAUCUCCAACAGUCAUUAAGAUUAAGAUCUUUAAGAAAUUGUUUAAGUGCAUUGGAAGCAUUCACUUGUGAUGAGCUAUGAGAAGGUCCAGAUCUACGCUACCAGUCAAAAGUUUGGACCCACCUACUCAUUCAAGGGUUUUUCUUCAUUUUUACUAUUUUUUACAUUGUAGAAUAAUAGUGAAGGGUGGCUAUUUUGAAGAAUCUCAAAUAUAAAAUAUAUUUUGAUUUGUUUAACACUUUUUUGGUUACUACAUUAUACUAUAUGUGUUGUUUCAUAGUUUUGAUGUCUUCACUAUUAUUCUACAAUGUAAAAAAAUGUAAAACUAAAGAAAAACCCUUGAAUGAGUAGGUGUGUCCAAACUUUUGACUGGUACUGUAUCUAGCUUAGAAUCAAUAAUGGCAUUCAUGCCAGUUCCAAUAAUAAGCGUAUAAUCUGAUCAAUUGAGCAGGCUUCUGGUUACAGAAGGGAGAAAAUCUUUGUCAUAUGAGUUAUAAGCAUCAAUAGAUACAAAUGCUAUUUUACUUCCAUACAGAGUGGAACAUAUGUAAGUAAAUCUGCCAUGUUUAUCAUUUCCACUUUUUUCAAUUGUAAGGGGUAGAUUGCAUUUAUGUAGAAUAAGCACCCCUUUAGAUUUAGAUAUGAAGCAGGAGGCAGCUGCCAGUUUGUAGUCUUUAAAAAAAAAAAAAAAAAGGUAUAUGGACAUCACCCUCUAAAAGAUGUGUGUUGUGAUGUAUUUCUGGUAGAUGUUUUCUAAGACCCCCUUUCCAUCUGUUUGACCAGAAAUAUCAAAGCCUUUGCUUUUUCCUAAUUUAUAGGAUCGAAAAUGGUUGGAAAAUGUAUAUAUGCCUCCAUCUAAAAAAUUUAUACAAUAAUCUUAGCUUUCAUUUAACACCCAAUUUUGAUAUGCUCCAAUGAACUUCAUGUUGAUGCUCAUGGAUCCUUUUACAUGGACAUUACCCAAUACUGUAGAGCUUUCAAAGUGUUGAUGGUAAUACCAAACAAACCAGGAUAAUCGUACUAGGCAUUGCUUCAAUUUAUAAUUGCCCACUGCUGAUUUGAGAAAGGAAAAUAGCUACUCCAUAAAACUAGAGCCUCUAAAAUCUCCAAAUUAGUGGUUAACCAGUGGAGGCUCCUCAGAGGAGGAAGGGGAGGACCAUCCUACUCAGUGAACUUCAUAAAAAUUGUGCAACAUUAAUAAAGUUAUCCUUUUUAGAUAAAACUACUAAAUAUAUUCACGUCACCAAAUAACUGAUUUAAAAUACACUGUUUUGCAAUGAAGGUCUACCUGAAGGACAUGUACCUGAAUUUGUCCAAUAGAAACACUAGUUUUGGUUCCAAAACGUAAAGUUUUGCAACUGUUUGGACUAACGAUUACACCCUAGAUGAGCUAGAUGCAGGCAAGCGUGUGCAAGGUGGUAUUGAAUGUGUCACUGUCUGUCACCUUGAUUACUCCAAUUUGUCUCUCGACAUGUGCACCUACGUUAAACUUUCAUUUGUAGGCUAGGUUGUAGCAACCUCAUGAUGAGUAUAGGGACAAUUUGAGAGUCAUGUAGUAGCCUAAGCCUAUGUUACAUUGAGCUGGGUGAAUGGAAUAUGAAUGACAGUCAUCCAAUAUCCUGUAAUAGAAAUAAGGCCAUGCUCAUAAAAAAAAAAAGAUUGUCCUCCCUAAUCUUAAAUGGCACCGACUGCCACUGUGGUUAACAUGCAGUAGGUGACAACAAUAUGAAUGAACGAUAGUAACAGUAAUAACUAAACAAAUGAGUUAGGUGGGUGAAAGGUCUGUCUUUGAUGUGGUGAAGAGGAGGCCUGGAGUGGAUAAUGAGUGGAAGAGAGAGAGAGAGUGGCUCAGCCUGCCGUAAUUACUGCUUUUGUUCUGCCCGUUAAUUAAUGAGCAGAACUACAGUAGAGCUGUCUUUCUAAUCCUCCUGCCCUGCCGGCUGGUGGCUUGUUGAGGACAGGGAUGAUUGGUUGAGUUGUGUAAAGUGCUCUCCUUGCCUGUUCAGUGUCAGACUUGGGUCGUCUUCAUCCAGCGGGUACCAGAAUGACCCGGCUUGUAUUGGUUAGGAGUAAUAGUGAUUCUUUGCAGGAAUGUAAGCAAACUCAAAGGCCUAUCUGUUUGACUAUGAGCACAGUUAUCUACUGUACAUGCAUGUAGCCUUCAUUGCAGAUAUUUUGUUUCACUGCUUAAACUCAUGACAGUAUCCAAUCUCUGAGGUUUCUUAGCCAUUGCCCAUCAGUAUGAGAUGCUCAGGUAUGUUCUCUGUCUUGUUUUACAGUCGCGCAGUGUGGACAAGCAACAUGCUGUCGUCAACUACGACCCAGCCACAGACGAGCACAUGGUGAAGGACCUGGGCAGCCUGAACGGGGUGAGUCUCAUCUUGUCCCCUGCAUACAUGUUGAAUAAAGGAUCCAGCUAGCCACUUCAUGGAGGGUCCAGAGGACCACUACCAGUCCCCCAGGCUUUAGCACAAAAGAGCCCUCUCUCAGUGCCAGAGACAGUUGCUAGAGCAGCAAUGAGCACAGCAUUUUCUGCUGGCCUGGGCCUUUUCUAUGGUCUCCUUCUUUCUCUCUCUCUACCCCUCUCUCUGUCUUUUUCGCUCUAUUUCUGCCUCACUCUCUCUCUUUCUCUCUCUCCCUCCCCCUGACGCCUCCCGCUUUACUAUUGCCACUUCAUUGCACUGUUCCAGCAAAGCACAGGACUGAGGAGAGGGAAAGACUGUCCAUUGUUUCACUGUAGUGUUUCUCUUGGCACCAGCAGUUGGAGCAGCCAACUCUAAACAGAGCAGAAUAGAAUGUCAGAAGCAUGUUACUGAAAUGUGUCAUGGCAGUUUGUUUUCCUAUUACUUUGACAAUUAUCUUUAUUUAGUCUACUUAUGGUGGUGAGCCCUUUUUUAAGCACUGUUAGGCUAUAGCCUUCCACUAAGCGAUACUUGAUACAGUAUCUAUACCUCUGGAUUGUGGGUUUAAUUUAGAUUAUGCAGAGUGUAAUGUAAUUAAGUCGUGUAGCUUUUGCUGGUGUGUGAGUGCUCUCAGAGUUAGCCUGCUCUCUACCCACCUGUCCCCUGACUGCCUUCCUGAGCCUACUCAGGGCAGAUGGCCAUUGCAUAACUGCAUAAUCUCAUUAAUCCCUUAAUUUACAGGUAGUAUAUCUUACAUUUCACUAGGAGACAGGCAACUGCUAAGCAGCACCUAGCUAGGAAAACUCCAGAGGAUGUGUGUGCAAUGGAAUGACCUGUUGCCAGUGUGACAACUAACUCUUUUAUCAUCAGUAUCUGUUUUUAUUCCAAUGGCAGUGAACUAAUCAUGAUUGUUGAUUUUUCUGAAGCUUUUAAUGUAAACGCACCAAAACAAACAGUUUUAUCUAUUUUCUCCCUAGACUUUUGUGAAUGAUCUGAGAAUCCCAGACCAGACUUACAUCACCCUGAAGCCCUCUGAUGUCAUCCGCUUUGGAUAUGAUAUCCUUUUGAUUAUCUGA